Messenger RNA from Ornithodoros turicata, 1347 nucleotides. RefSeq lists its product as uncharacterized. Gene Ontology annotation, molecular function: zinc ion binding. The transcript is spliced from 3 exons. The record is from RefSeq and is a predicted model, not a curated record. Bases 1 to 1347 code for a protein of 448 amino acids. NCBI's taxonomy places the organism in Eukaryota, Metazoa, Arthropoda, Arachnida, Ixodida, Argasidae.
AUGGCGGACAAUUCAGCAGCUGAAAAGGCAGCUCUUCACAGCGUCUGGCCAAAUGCGACACAGUUACUUUGCCACUUCCAUGUGGCUCAGGCAGAGUGGCGCUGGCUAACAUCUGCGAAGAAUGUCAGCCCAGGACAGCGGAGGCAGCUGAUGUCAACGUUUCAGAAGGUCAUGUAUGCUGACACCGCAGAAGGCUUGGAAAAAGCAAAGGAAGAGCUCCAAGCCCUGUCCCAUGACCCCUACAGAGCACGUGUGCAAGCAUUCCUGCAAAAUGAACAGCAGUGGGUGUUGCUCUUUCGAAGAAGCAUCAUCACACGAGGCCAUAACACCAACAACUUUGCUGAGGCCUGCAUUCGUGUCCUGAAGGACAUCAUACUCUGCAGGCUGAAGGCAUUCAACGUUGUGGCAAUGGUGGACUUCGUGUCUGUUCCCUGGGAGAAAUACUUCAAAGAGCGGCUGCUAAGGCACGCACACAACCGCGUUGCAGCAGACCACCUGGGGUAUGACAGGCUGCUGAGAACGAUGCCUGAAGGUGCUACCGUGCAUGUCACCUGCCUUGGUGAUGGCUCCUAUGCUGUUCCAAGUGCCACAACUCUUGGAAAGUCCUAUGAAGUCAACUCGGAGGUUGGGCUUUGCUCAUGCCCAGCUGGGAGCCAAGGUGCCUUUUGCAAGCACCAGGCACUGGUGCACAAGAUCCAUGGUGGCAUGUUUCCCAAUGCGCCUGUGCUCUCUUCUGAGGAUCGCAUGGAACUUGGAAGGAUAGCGUUGGGGGAUAACUGCCCACCCCUGAGCUUCUUCGCAGGAUUUAGGGACAUGGAACAGGUGAAAAAUGCAGGACAAUCACUCCAGCCUUCAAGUCUUCCGGAAAGCAACACAGUGAACAUGGACAGUGAAUGUUGUGCCACAAGUGGCGAUAGCAGUCAAGAGCCCUGCACUUCCGGAGCCGCUCAAGCUUCCACCAGGGUUGAGGGCUUAACCAUUCGUGACUUCAUAAAAGAGCUGGAGCGGGGAGAUGCGCUGGUAGGGCAGAAUGAAACCUACUCCAGGUGCUUGAGGAAGGCCGUUCUCUGCCUAAAAAAAGCCAGGACUGAAACUCACUUUGUGGGCGCUAUGAUGUCCAUCAGUGCCGCCCUUGGUAGUGCUACCAGGCGAAGUGGCUACAUAAAAGUGCAGCCGACAGUCAUUGCAAGGCGACGCAAGGGGCUCACAAGGGGGGCGAAGAGGGUUCCGGCUGGACGUCCACCAAAGAGGUCUGCCACUAAACAAGCUAAAAAACGUGUGCACAAACUUCAAGUCAGCGUACAGAGCAAUGUGCCCCAUGCUAAAUCUCAUGGAGAAGGCCACUAG